GCGAGCAUGCUCUUCAUAGUUGUCAGCCUCAGAAUUGGAUUUCUUGAAUAUAGUUACAGUUUCGGAGCAAAUAAGAACUGGGAGGAACACGUUUAUACUCCUACAUAGCUUCUUCUCAGCAGCUCAAAACGGGUGUUUAGAAGACCGUGCGCGAUUAGAUUUGCGUUAGUCCAAUCGUUUUCGUGGCUUCUUUCAUUUUCGCAUGGAAUGCACCGUGGUGUCUCUGUGUAGUUUGAACGCCGUUAAUUGUGCUCGCAGUUUAGCCCGUGGAUAUUACUGACGCGCACAACUGGGGGACAUCGCAGAAGAUAUUCUCCGAAAAUAAAUUUAAACAACGCAAUAGCAGACACAUGUUUCACUACAUGGGUUUCCGUCACUGAACAGCGGAAAACCACACAGACGCGCCUGUGUAAUUAAAGCUUGCAGCAGCAACGCGGACGGUUAUUACAUUGUUGUUGCGAAGCAAUUUCUUCUCCAGAGACGCGCGUGGCGAGCGCUGAAGUGUGCUGGAGCCGAGAGCGGAUCGCCUGGAGCCGGACUCCUCGCUCCUCAGGACGAUGGUGUUAGACAAGGAAGAGGGACAAAAAUGGGGGAAGGGUCUACCAGCAAGAUUCCAGACUGUGCAAAGAGUGAUGACAGGUGUGCCGAUGCUCUCCGUCCAGCCCAAAGGAAAACAGAAGGGAUGCGCCGGCUGCAACCGUAAGAUUAAAGACCGCUACCUGCUCAAGGCUCUGGACAAAUACUGGCACGAAGACUGUCUCAAAUGUGCCUGCUGUGACUGCCGCCUGGGGGAGGUGGGCUCCACCCUCUACACUAAAGCCAAUCUCAUCCUCUGUCGCAGGGACUACCUGAGGCUCUUUGGUACGACGGGGAACUGCGCAGCCUGCAGUAAACUGAUCCCAGCCUUUGAAAUGGUGAUGAGGGCCAGAGAUAAUGUUUACCAUUUGGACUGUUUUGCCUGUCAGCUUUGUAACCAGAGGUUUUGCGUGGGUGAUAAGUUUUUCCUAAAGAAUAACAUGAUUCUGUGUCAGAUGGACUAUGAGGAGGGCCAGCUCAACGGGAGCUUUGAGACACAAGUUCAAUAGCCAGUCAAACGAUGGCAGCGGUAGCUCUUGGUCCACACACACAUGCAUACACACGCUUAUGUGCGAUGGAUGUUCUGCUGCACUUAGAGAGAAGAGCAUCUGUCUGCUUGCCUGCAAUACUUUUUACAGUACAAGCCCUAUUGGUCCCUGAGGACUCCAUUGUAAAUGUACUACUUUUGGCCCUUCCUGUCCCCAACACUAAGCAGUUACACAUUUUGAUGUACAGUUGUGCCUGCUUAGCUGAGCACUGUAUUGCCUGUAUGGUUUUUGUGAUUGUUUUUCUGUUUUGGUCUUUCACUUUCUCUUACGUUUUCUUUCCAACUCUCUCUUGUUCUCUCUAAUGCGUCUCUGAGAGUAUGUACAGUCUGUUUAUAAAUUGGAACAUUUAUUUUAUGAAACUGUAAUGCAAUUUUAUUACCAGUGUGAAUUAAAAAGAUUCUUAAAUGUU
This is a messenger RNA of Myxocyprinus asiaticus (Chinese sucker), 1533 nucleotides long. Its product is annotated as rhombotin-1. The transcript is spliced from 5 exons. Gene Ontology annotation, biological process: positive regulation of transcription by RNA polymerase II. Gene Ontology annotation, cellular component: nucleus. The coding region runs from base 558 to 1085 and encodes 175 amino acids. The record is from RefSeq and is a predicted model, not a curated record. NCBI's taxonomy places the organism in Eukaryota, Metazoa, Chordata, Actinopteri, Cypriniformes, Catostomidae. Gene Ontology annotation, molecular function: DNA-binding transcription factor binding; transcription coactivator activity.